GUGAUCCAGUCGCAGCCAUAAAAAGUGUAAAUUAAUAACGACCACAGAAAAGUAUGGACUUUUAUCACUCUUUACGACGGUUUUUAUUAAACUUUUGAAGCUUGAAUUUCUACUUUUGUGUUCCACGGAUGACAGACAGUCAACAUUAAGUUGGGUAGCUAUGAGACUAUUCAUUUUGGGAGCUAUUUUUAAUUAUUAAUAAAAUGAAUUUCUAAAAGCCAUUUAUAAUUCUAUUGCUAGCAGCAGAUCUGAUCUAUUCGGAGAUAUAGCAGGUCUUGGGUCACGUAGCAAUGUUUUAUAAAACUGACCGCAAACAGAAUUAGUUUGUUCUCGGUCUUUGCCUUGUCAAAUAGGAACUUGUUUGUCUUUGUGGUUCAUCAGUGUCGCAAGAGCGGAUUUGUUAAAGUAACAGAUAGUAAAAUGUGCGGGGAGGAGAGGAAGGGGCUGCAGUCUUCUGUCUCUCUCACAAGCAAACGAGCUCCGGGUCGAAAUCUAGUCGCAACUGACAAUAUUAUUAUUUUGUCAAACGAAUAAUUAACGCUUUGUCCUAGAUCUGUAGCAUGAUUAAAAUAAUAGUCAUAAUGCAACAGCUACAUUUCAAAUUUUACAUUUUGUUUUCUUUAUUUUAUUAAUCUUUCUGAAAUGUUGGUGUGAGGAAAAUGUAAAUUUUCAUCUCGUUAAACUUGCUGAAAGUGUUGACAUUAUGACCCGUUAUUCCCAUAUUGUAUAUUUUGGUGGCUGAUUAUUUUUUUUGGAAGUGAAAUCUCAUUUAUAAUGUGGACGCGAUCUACACUCAAGUUUCUCCUCGGUCUAUUAGCCGCGAUUGAAGUUCAGCCUGCCCCAGAAGAGCUGUGUCCUCGACAAGAGCCCCUUCCUGGAGUUUUGGUCUUGAAGUUAGGAAGCAAUGUUGUGUUUGGCUGCAGAGGCGAUAUCACUGUGGACGGUGUGCCGUUGGCUUCGGCCAGUGUCAUGACUAAAAAAUACAGAAACAAGCAGAGAGAAGACAUCACUGUAAGCUGGAUGCCCCAAAAAGGAUAUGCUAAUGCUACACAGCUAACCAGUAUGAAGGGAAAUGCUAUAACUGGGACAUACCAAAAGGCUGAUUCUGCUAUGUAUACCAAAGCUAAAGGGGACACAACAGUCACCGUUAAACCACCUGUAACCAAAAGAAAGGAACAAACCACUUCUAGACGUGUUUUGCGUGCUGUCACUCAAACUACUGGACAAGAGGAAGAGGUCUUUGGUAUCACCAUGGGGACAGAUUUUGAGCAAGAUGAUUAUGAGGACUAUGAUUAUGAAGAGGAACGGUCCAGGGUGACAAGAGGCAUCAAAAAGCGAACACGCUGGACUCUCAAUGGACGACAGGUGCAUGCUGGAGUGGAAAGGGGAGGGAUUUUAAGACGGCCUCAUCUCAGCUGGGCAGAUGCUGGGAAUUACAGCUGCUACAGAGGAGAGCAACUCAUUUCCACAGUCAGAAUCAGCAUAGGGGUUCCCCCAGAGAGUCCCACUGUCUCUUGCUACAGGAAGUUUCACACAAGUAAAGUCCGCUGUGAUUGGACAUCCAAAAAUCCAAUAACCCCACGGCCGCUGUGUUACCUACUUCUUUUUAGAGGAUUGUUUGGCAACGCCACUCGUGUGCCUUGUUCAUUCUCCCGCUCCCGCUGCUGGUGUGCUUUUCACGUGGCGGAGGGUGACAGAGCUCUCCAUGCAGCACAACUGUGUGUGUCUAACACAGCAGCCAGUGCCAUGAGCCCUUACCUCAGCUUCAAGCUGCACGACAUCAUUAAGCCAGACCCUCCAAUCCGAGUGGUGGUGAGAGCAGUUGAGGGCCAGAAGCAUAUGCUUAAAGUAUCCUGGUUUUAUCCCAGUUCCUGGAAGCUUGGCUUCUAUGCCUUGCGUUUCCAGCUGAGAUACCGACCACAACUCAAAGAGCAGUACCAGUCAGUGCCGAUAGAUGACAGCAUGGACAGACAAGUGUCCUGGAUGAUUUAUGAUGCUCUGCCACACACUCAGUAUGAAGUGCAGCUCCGGGCCAAGGAUGAGUUUGACGGCCUCUGGAGUGACUGGACUGACACUGUCUAUGCAAACACUUGGACAGCUCCUGAGACGACUACUGCCUCUGAGAUCAUUACUUUGGAGCCCCUUGAGAUGUUUCCUGAAGGUUCGGGAGAAUUUGGAGAAGACCCUGGUGUAGAUUCAGUGGCAAUAGAUGGAGCUGAUGAUAUCGAAUAUGCUUCAGUGCGGCUGUAUGUGUCAUGCGUUUUUGGGCUGUGUUUUCUUGUAUUCUUCACCAUGUUCACAGUCUGUUUUCUCAGGAAUAGGCUGCAUCUCAUGUCUAGAAUAGGAAAACAGACUUUGCCCUUUGCAUUCUUCCUUUAUUCCCCUCGACCUCUUCCUACUCCUGUUCCCUCUGAGCAGCUUCCAGAGGAGGGAAAGUCACUGAUGUCUCCUCCCAAACAUAGCCAGCAAGACUUCCUUCCUGUUCAGCAAGAGCUACAGGGCAUUCAUCUGCAUAACAUGGAUUAUUUCCUGUCUCCAGGCACUGAGGGUGUGCCAUAGAUCAUAGACAGACAUUAGCAAACACAAGAAAUACACUGUGAUAGACUAAGAAUCACAGACUGGGAUUUGUAUUCAGGAACAGUAUUGUGAGUGCAAACUCAAUGUUGAGUGUUAUUGUAUAGACAAAGUAAUUCAUCUUGUCCUACAUUAUUUUUGACUACUAUCAGAACCAUUUGUAAAUAAGAAUUUUUAAAGCAAUUUCUACUAAGUGCCUGCUAUCUGCUGACCAUGGCAGUCUCGAUUGUGAAGCUAAAGCACUUUUAUAAAUAGCUUUAAAUAAUAAAUAUUCCUUACAGGAAUGUUAAGAUAAUGUAAUUCAACAUAAAAAUAUAUAUAUAUAUUUUGACUCAUCCCUUGUUUAAAAAAAUAUAGGAAUCGAGAUUAUGGUGAGUAACUUACAAUGAAAGUGAAUGGGACCAAUUUUUAGAGGAUAUGAAUCUUACAGUUUUACAAAAGCAUUUAGGCCAAUUAAUUCUUUUUCAUUUAAGAGUUUUAUGCAUUACAUUAUUGCUUUAUUAAAAUAUAUCCAUUAUAAAGUUGUAAAAUGGUACACAACUUGACACAGAAAAGGUCAGAAAGACCACGUUCACACAGCAGCAGAAUACUGUUGUCAGUCCUGUAUUUGAGUCUUUAAGUUUAAAGGGACAAUUCACCCAAAAAUUUUAAUUGAUUUACUCACCCUCAAGCCAUCCUAGGUUUAUAUGACCUUAUUCUUUCAGACGAAUACAAUCAGAGUUAUAUUAAAAAAUGUCCUGGCACCUCCAAGCUUUAUAAUGGCAAUGAAUUGUGGUUGAUAUUUUGAAGCAAAAUAAAGUGCAUCCAUCCAUCAUAAAAAGUGGUCCACAUAAUUCCGGGGGGUUAAUAAAGGCUUUCCUUAAAGCAUUUGUGCAAGAAAAAUAUCCAUAUUUAAAACUGUUUAAACCAUAAUCUCUAGCUUCCAUUAACUGUCAUACAUGCGUUCAUGAGAGAGUGGCAUUCCAGCGGAUGAUGUUGGACCUACGUAUAGCAAGUUUUAUUUGCAGCAAAGAAAACCAGUCUCCUCUUGACUUAUAUUGAAAUCCUCUGACAUUUCUCUUUACAAAUCCUCAUAUUGUACUUUUAAUUCAUGACUGUUGUUUUGUUUUGUUUUGCUCUCUCCUCUUCUCCACUUCUUACCAGAGGUUACGCUAUGCCUACAUCCUACGUCAUCUGCUGGAACACCACUCUCUCGUGAACACGCGUAUGACAGUUAGCGGAAGCAAGAGAUUACAGUUUAUAGUUUACAAUAUGGGUAUUUUUCUUACACAAAUGCAUCGAUUCAUUUCAGAAGGCCUUUAUUAACCUCUCAGAGCCAUGUGGAGUACUUUUUAUGAUGGAUGGAUGCACUUUUUGCUUUAAAAUCUUGACUACCAUUCACUGCCAUUAUAAAGCUCAGAAGAGCCAGGACGUUUUUAAAUAUGACUCCGAUUGCAUUCGUCUGAAAGAAGAACGCCUCUCCACUCAGAUAAAAAGGCUGCUGUCUGUCCUUGAAGAUUUACGGAUGAACUGGCGAGUCAAUUGGACUAUUGUUGUGUCAAAAGGUGAAAAGACAGCAGUUUUUGGAUGUUGCAAUCUUUGAUAUUACUUUAGUCACUGUCACUGUGGUUACUGAUAAGGAACACAAGUUUGACUCUCGUUGUACAUUCAGUAUUCGAGACACUACUGUAAGUCGCUGUGUGAACGGGACAUUUUGAGACUCACACCUGUAAGUAAAUGCGGUUGUCAUUCCCAAAAACUGAUAGUGUGAUGGUAUCUUAAGUUAUUCUUUCACGCUUAUGCUAACACACACUGUUUUCAUCUUGUUUCUGUACUAUUGACACUGUGGAUUUUAAUGUGUACGGAUUGGCCCCAUACACUUUCACUGUAAAACAGAUUUUAAUUUUAAAGAAAAGGUCAAUCGAACCUGGAAUAGUCCUUAAAAUGUAAAUUUUGUGUUUGCAAAUAUGCCUGCUGAUGAAAGCAAAUUUACCCACAGAAGACUGGAAAUCACCUGUUGGGAGAAGUUGUGGCGAGCUAUUAACCAGAAGAAAGAUUGUUUUUUUCAUUGUGCCUAUAGCAGUUUACUCCAGGGAGAGUCAUUCUAUGUGAAUAUGACAUAGAAUAAGGAAUAUUGUGCAGUGUUUCACAGUUUCUUGUUUCUGCUUAUUUCUCUUGUUUCUUGAAAAUAUGAAUAUGCUGAAUGGUAUUAAAAUUUCAGUUUGUUUGUU
This is a messenger RNA of Onychostoma macrolepis, 4784 nucleotides long. It is a transcript of the gene il6r, whose product is annotated as interleukin 6 receptor. The coding region runs from base 775 to 2559 and encodes 594 amino acids. Gene Ontology annotation, molecular function: cytokine receptor activity; protein binding. Gene Ontology annotation, cellular component: membrane; external side of plasma membrane. NCBI's taxonomy places the organism in Eukaryota, Metazoa, Chordata, Actinopteri, Cypriniformes, Cyprinidae. The transcript is spliced from 10 exons. Gene Ontology annotation, biological process: cytokine-mediated signaling pathway. The record is from RefSeq and is a predicted model, not a curated record.